AUGGCAGCAGAAAAAGCAGAAGAUGAAAAACAGAGAGAGUUGACUAAACCACAGCAAGUAACAUCUGAUGAGAAGUGCAACAUCAAAGCAUCUGCCAUCAGGGACAUUCUAGGAAAAUGGAAAGAAGUUCAAGACUUCUUCAUACAACACCAUCCCAACCAGCUUGAGGCUCAUCAGGCUGUGGAUGUUACAGAAUCUGUUUGUGGCAGGCAUUUCCAUAAUCUCCUCAAGAGCAAAGAAAAGCAGACAACAAUUCACAGAUUCUUCUCUCCUGAGAAAGCUGGGCCAUCAGGUGUCCAGCCUGGGCCAUCAGGCGUCCAAGCUGGACCAUCAGGUGGUCAAGCUGGGGCAUCUGGUGUCAAAAAGAGGGCAAUUGGUGAUGAAAGUGACUCUGACUGA
Messenger RNA from Notodromas monacha, 399 nucleotides. The record is from the annotation of a GenBank genome assembly. NCBI's taxonomy places the organism in Eukaryota, Metazoa, Arthropoda, Ostracoda, Podocopida, Cyprididae.